UCUAAUAUAAAACCUAGCCUCCGUCUCCACAUCAAUUAUAGGGUUUUCAGGUUGGAACAAGCAGGCGUUGGGCAAGCCAAAGCGGCGGCGACACUCACAGCCACUGUCAACAUGGGUCGCAUGCACAGCAGAGGUAAGGGUAUAUCAGCUUCAGCUUUGCCGUACAAGAGGACUCCACCAAGUUGGCUGAAGAUCUCUUCCCAGGAUGUUGAAGAGAACAUCUGCAAGUUUGCUAAGAAGGGUAUGACCCCUUCACAAAUUGGUGUUAUUCUUCGUGAUUCUCAUGGAAUCGCCCAGGUGAACAGUGUCACAGGAAGCAAGAUUUUGCGUAUUCUCAAGGCCCAUGGCCUUGCUCCUGAAAUACCUGAGGACCUCUACCAUCUCAUUAAGAAGGCUGUUGCUAUCCGAAAGCAUCUGGAGAGGAACAGGAAAGACAAGGAUUCCAAGUUUAGGUUAAUCCUGGUUGAGAGCAGGAUCCACAGACUUGCACGUUACUACAAGAAGACAAAGAAGCUUCCACCUGUCUGGAAAUAUGAGUCUACCACAGCCAGCACUCUUGUUGCAUAAGAGAAUAUUUGGUAAUAGUUUAUGGGUUUUGUAAUCCACUGCCCCUUUGGACGAACAAGAUUUGGUAGUCAUGAGUAUUUUAGACGUCUCUCCUUCUAAACUGCUGUGAAGUUCCUUGUGAGCCCAAUUUUAUUAUUGAACGAGGACAUAAGAACAUUUGUAACAGAUAAUUCCGUCCUUUUAAGCUCCCCAAUGCGCAGAGAUUCUUAAAUU
Molecule: messenger RNA, 780 nt
Organism: Diospyros lotus (date-plum)
Lineage: Eukaryota; Viridiplantae; Streptophyta; Magnoliopsida; Ericales; Ebenaceae
Product: 40S ribosomal protein S13
Exons: 5
Coding region: 112-567 (151 amino acids)
Biological process (GO): translation
Cellular component (GO): ribosome; nucleolus; cytosolic small ribosomal subunit
Molecular function (GO): structural constituent of ribosome; small ribosomal subunit rRNA binding
Source: RefSeq, a predicted model, not a curated record